Molecule: messenger RNA, 13717 nt
Organism: Xyrichtys novacula (pearly razorfish)
Lineage: Eukaryota; Metazoa; Chordata; Actinopteri; Labriformes; Labridae
Source: the annotation of a GenBank genome assembly
AAUCAGCUUCUACCAUGUCAGGGGAACUGUGUUUUGUUGCUGUCAGAGACGAAUGGGGGUUAAUGAGGAGAGGGUAAAUCAUGGCUGCUUCCUCGGUACGGUGGCGAAAUAGACUAUAUGUUUUCUUGUUGCUGUGUCCCCUAUGUGCCCCAGCCUUCCUUAACUUAGAGGAGCUGAAUGAAAUGAAAUAUGGAAUUCAGAUUCUCUCUGAUCCCGUCAUUCUGGGCCAGGUGAGUGAGGUGUUUGGGUUUGGGUGAGCUAACUGCUAGCUUGUAAGUAACCUAGCAUGAAAUAUCUUCCCCUUACAUUUACACGCAGAUAAAACGAACAGCUCGUACAUUGGCUUGAUAUCAAACGUAGCUUAAAAUAAUAUACUGUGUUUAUAUUUGUUUCAGAAGGGUAAAUACAGAGGUUUUUCCCCAAGUAAUCUACGCAGUUAUAGUUGUUGACAGCUGUCAGAACAAUCUGAACUUCCCCACUUUCCCCUCAGCUGAUUUCCUCAAGUGUUCAGUGAGUGAUCGAGAUGAGAAAUAAAAUGGUAGUGAUGAUAAAUCUCCUUUAAUUUGCUAAUAAGUGUGAUUAUCAUAUGUAGAGAUACUGCAGCGUACAGUAGGGGAGAGAGGGGAAAGUUGAGCUACCCCCUGUUGCUUGGAAAUGGUAAAAGAAAUUGAUCUUGUGACCAAAUAUUUAGGAGAUGGUCAUCAAUUCAUGGAGUCUGUGAAGGUUAGAAGCACAUGGGUGAAGGGGUUAGACAUUUAUUAAAAAAAACAAAAAAAAACAUCUUUCACUCUUGAAAGUGAAUUUAAUCUGUCAUAAGUUUCAUUAGAAUUGUAUUCAGACCUAAAAAAGAUCAUUUUAAAUUUGUUUUAUACAUAAACUGUUGUAUCUAUGAGCUACAACAUGGGGUCAAAAACCAACAUAAAAGUCCACCAUUUUAGCUUAGAGGACUAAUAAAGUCAUCAUAGUAGUUCUGGGGUAAGUUGAGCCAGUGGCUCAAUUGAGAAAGUAAAGAAGUUUGAUGAGAGGAUCAGAGUUUCAGUUCAGAUUGUUGAAAUGUGUUACUUUUUCUUUUAAAAAAUACAGCUGUGAAUGUUGUGAACAUAGACUGUAUAAACUAUGGACAACUUGGUUCCGCCUCCCGCCUGUAUACGGAUUUGAAGCCAAAAAGCUCUUGGGAUUUCCGCGAUUUUUCUUCAUUUCCUGAAACCAGUGCUGCGCAGUAGUGUUGUGCACAUUCGGUGGGAGAGUCGCCGAAAGUCGCUGUGAUGACGCUCGGCUCAAACAGUGUAUCUCAAUACACUAGGCUGUAUCAGGUGUCAAUCAUGGAAAACAUGAACUCCCUCAUAACUUUUAAAAAAUGAGCUUCACAGAAAAGGACUUGAGCACAAACCAGUCUUACUGUAACUACGUCGCAUGUCAACGUCGCAAGCAGUGGGGAGAAAAAUUUUUGUUCUGUGUAAUAAAUUUCUAAAGUUUGUCCUCAGCUCCAUAAGCUUUGCUGGCGGAGGCGGGAUUUAUGACCUAUACUGCAGCCCAUCAAAAGAGAGUGCUGUUCUCGGGGUGGUUUCACCCAUUGAGGAGGCAGAUGCUGUCCAUUCUAUAUACAGUCUAUGGUUCUGAAUCACUUAAAAACAUUCUCAUGUUAAAAUGGCUUUUUACAAAACAGCUUUUUAGCAGUUAUAUGCAAUAAUGAAAAUAAGAAUUAUUGUACCAGUUAAAUAGCGUAUAAUCGAUAAAAAAAAACACAUUAAUGUGAAGAAGUGACUGUUAUUUGGGGAAAGAGAAGGUGAGGGAGGGCUUGGGAGGGCCUAUACAUGGGUAAGUUGACAGUAGGAGACCACUCUUUUUUUUUUGGCAUGCUAUAUUAUCAAGACAGUUAUGUUUACACUCAUUCUGUUUGUUUGCAGGGAGGCACAACAUCUUGAAAUAUAUGCAGAUACACUAGUUAGAGACUAAACUAUGAUUGCCUUGAUGUAGUGAUCUGAAAUAUGAAAAAUGGCUCAUCUUACCCCACUCUCCCCUAUUUGUCUUCCUUUUAGACCAAAACAGAGGAGGUGAUGAUGGUGUCCAAUAAGUACAAGCAGUUGUAUGAGUGUCGACUUCCAGCCAUGGCAGUCCGGUUUCAUCAAGAUCCAGCAUCUGAGCCGGAAUCACCAGGGUACACUGGGCCCGACAUCCCGGACCUACUCAGUCCAAUGCACAAUAACCACUGUCUAGUGAAGGUAACAGUCUGAAUGAGCGGUUGACUCAUCAAACCCAGUACUUGGAAAGUGGUAUUUAUUUUUGGAGACUGAGGAGAAUUUACAAAAAAAUGUUUUGAACCCCUUGGUUCUGUCAUAGUACAGUAUGUGAGAUACUGUAUAACAAAGCUUUACGUUAGUGGGAUAAUAAGUUUUGUUAAUUUAUUCAUGCUUAAAUCUCAGACAAACAAACUUCAGACUAUUUUGAGACUCAGGUGUGAGCUGCAUGUGAGAAAAUCUGAGCUGCCACUCACUUUUCUCGCAAAGGAUAAUCAUUCAAGAUGAAUAGUUAUCUAUGUAGGCCACCACAUGCUUGUAUGAGAGCUGGGUUCUCUUUGUUUGAAAGGAGCAUGUCAAUUUUCUUCAAUUACUUGUUGCACUGGAGGACAAAGUGUACCAGUUAUUUACAGACUGAUUACCUGUUUUAAGUUUUUUGGUAUUUGAGGCAUGUUACAAUGUGCAGACAACAAUCUGUAAGAACUAGAUCCACGGCCAAGAAAAUCCUGAUUUAUCUGGUUGCAGAAGACAAAGUAUGAAAAAAAAGCCUCUGAAACUAUUUAACCUCCUCUCAUGCUGUCUUUCCAGAUCUGUCAGAUACUCAUAACAGUACUGAACCAUGAAAAGCUGGAAAAGCAGAGAAUAGUGAGAUAUAAGCACUCAGCACAUAUGUCGCAGGUUGUAGUGUUGUGAGAUUCCUACAAAAGUUUACAAAAUAUCACUGGAUUCUUGUUAGAGCAUCACAGACUCAUGUCUGAUAAAAUAAAACCUGGUAUUUUGAUGCCAGUCAAACUAAAAGUGAAUUUGAUUAUUAUUGAUAAGAAAUGUAUCAUGUUUAAAAUCCUAUUCAUAUUAUUGCAGUCCAUGAAUAGUCAGCAGAUAACGUUGGGGUUAACUGCAGAAUGUUGUCCACAGUGGACCAGUCAAGGAAUAAAGACCACUUCACCGUAAAAAAGAUUUUUGAGACAAAAAGAUAUUAAACUUUAUCAUCUUUAAGUUUUUAUGGCCUUUUCUUCCUAUUAACUUGAUCUGAUGAUGAGAUUUACACAAUAAACUCUUUAAAUAAUGCCUUCAGGAAAACCAUGUCUUAUAUACACUACAGGCCAAAAGUUUGGAAGCAAGAUCAGAUUUGUACAAAAAAAGAUCAUAGUUUCAUAUACAUAAUUUCCAACACAAUAAACAUGACUAUUGUGUAAAGAGUAACUUAUCAGAAGACAUUUUGACUUUAAUUAUUAGGUAUUCGAGUUAUUGUUGCUUAGACUUUGCUUUCUUUAAAGUAACCUCCUCUGGCUUUAACAACAGCUUGGCAUAUACCAGGCAUUCGUUCCACAAGUUUUUUAAGGUAUGUUCCAGGGAUUGCAUUCGAAGCUUUUUUAAGUUCAUUGAAAAGAGACUGCUGAUUCGUGGGACGUGCGUUUCUGACCGAUCAAUCCAAUUCAUCCCGCACAAGCUCUAUUGGAGAAAGGUCUGGAGACUGACGGGGUCAAACCAUCUUUUGAAGAACACCUUCCUCUUCUUUUUUGUCUCGGUAACCCUGACAGAGCUUAGCAGAAUGCUUAGGGUCAUUGUCUUGCUGCAAAACAAACUUGUGACCCACAAGUCUGAGUCCAGAUGGAACAGCAUGGUGCUGGAGGAUGGAGUGGUACUGUCCCUUCUCCAUGAUACCCUUUACUUCAAACAAAUCUGCUACUCCAUCACCUGCAAAACAUCCCCAUACCAUGGAACUACCACCUCCAUGCUGAAUUGUGGGUGUAACACAUGGUGCGUUCAGACGUUCACCAGUUUGUCUGCGGACAUAGACUCUGCGUUUUGAACCAAACAGUGCAAACUUGUUUCUAGUCACCAUAAGUCCAAUUUUUGUGAGCUCUUUCCCACUCAUAUCUCUUUUUCUUGUUCUGUGGACGAAGUAGUGUUUUUUUGCAGACACACAACCCUUCAGACCAGCCUUUCUCAAACGUCAUUUCACGGUUGUCAGAGAUAUGGGUUUCGACCUUGUCAUGUUGAUUUCCUCCCUUAUUUGUGGUGCUGUCUUUCGCCGAUCUCUCUUACUGGUGACAAUGCUAUGUUUAUCCUCUGGUUUUGUAGUAACUCUCUUUCAUCCAGGCCUUUUCCUAUCCUCAUAAGUCCAGGUUCCUCUCGUCUCUUCAGAAUGUAGUGGACUCCUUUGUUAAAUACCUUUAGGCGUUUUGCAAUUUCUCUUUCUGUGUAUCCUUCUUUCCUCAAUGUACAAAUCUGUACUUUUGUUUCUUUACUCAGUUGCUUCUCUCUAGACAUUUUUGCAGUAGUUUGACCGCAGUUGAGAUUUAUUAGGAUUUUUGUAUGCAGGCUCUCAAAAGCCAAAAAAUUUAAGCGAAUAAUCCAACUGUGAUUUGUUUUUUUUGCUUUUGCACUGAAGUUGUGACUCCUGCAAAUGUUUUUGACCCUAAAACUAAGCCCUUAUUUUCUUUUGCUGACAUACAUUUAGGCAUGGUCUGUUAACAUCAAUUUAUAUCUAAAGGUAAAUGGAGUAAAAUGGUGCAUUUCCAUGAAAGCAACAUCUGAUCAUGUAGUAAAUACAUCCCAAAAUACAGAAAACUCAUGCUGGAUUAAAAAAAAAAAAAAGCAUUGUGAACAAAAACUUUGAAGUUACUCCCAACUGUUUGGCCUGUAAUGGCCUUGCUUCCAAACUUUUGGCCUGUAGUGUAUAUCUACAAGAACACAAUACAGCCUGUGUGCACGUUACUUCAAGAAAUGUUCAAGCCUAAUCUGAAUACUUGAUAAUAUGCUAAUUAGUUAACAGCGCGAUUAAUCGAUGCUGUUUUGACAUUAAGAAAUAAGCCCUGAUUAAAAAAAGGACAUUAAAUCAAUUACAAUUCCUUCUAAUAUAUCUUUGUUGUAUGCGCUCACUGCAGACAAAGGACUGGUGGACAUAUGAGUUCUGUCAUGGUCAGCACAUCAUACAGUAUCACCUUGAAGGCGGUGAGUACCUUCAUAGUUUUGAAUUCAACAUUUUCACAAAAUUGACAUGAACUGAGAAUCUGUCUUUCUCUUGUUUUUAACAUGUUUUUUUUCACCAGAAACAGAGAUCAAAGGAGACGUCCUUUUUCUGGGUUAUUAUGAAUCUGAAUUUGAUUGGAGCAAUGAAACAGCAAAGGUAAAGUUACUUGAAGUUACAUGAUAUAUACAUAUAUAUAUAUAUAUAUAUAUAUAUAUAUAUAUAUAUAUAUAAACAUCUUAUUUGUGAACGGUGCACUGAGCCUUAUUGUCCAAGAAGAUUAAAAGUCAUUUUCUGUUCUGUUUACUCUGCAGGCAUCCAAGCAGCACAGACUGAAGCGCUACCACAGUCAGUCCUACGUAAACGGCUCAAAAUGUGACCUAAAUGGAAAUCCCAGAGAGACUGAAGUCAGGGUGAGACAUUUUUAAUACAAAAUGUUUUUGUAUUUCAUGCUGCUUGUGUUGUUUUGUCUUGUUUCUCUGUUCUGUUUAAGUCAGCAGCUUUGCUGUUGUCUCAAACAGAGAUAUGAAAUCGAUGUAAAUGCUUGUUUUGCCAACGCAACACUCUUGACCUGGCUGUUUAACUCUUGUUAUUUCCAGUUUGUGUGUGAAGAGGGAGCAAGUGACUACAUCGCCCGAGUGGAUGAACCUCAGUCCUGCCGUUAUGUGCUGACAGUUCACACUAGUCGCACCUGCCAGCAUCCAUUCCUGAAGCCACCAUCCACUGCCAAGCCUCAAGGGAUUGUGUGCCAACCUGCGCUGAGUGCCCAACAGUACAUGGACUAUGUCAAGGCUCAAGUCUGUGAGUUCACAAAAUGAGGGUCUCUAUGAUAUUUUGGUGAAACUAAUAUAACUUCAGAAUUUAAGUGUUAUUUCUCUGCAAUUUUAUGCUAGAAGAGUAUUUGUAAUCAGAUAGGAUGAUCUAAAAUCUUUUAUUCCUUGGGUAUGAGGUUCCUCUCUUUUCCGAAAAGAGGUAAUUUUGUGAUCUUUCUCCUCUUUCUUGGCUGUUGGCUCUCAGCGGACACAAAACGUAAAGUGGAGCAGAUCUCAGAGGAGCUGAGGAGUCUCGAUGAGAUGCUGGCUGGUAAUGAGGGAACAGGCAAAGCUGUGGAGGAGACUACAGGAGAAAAAUCACCUGCAGCCACAGAUGAUAUAAAUGGGUCUGAAAGAGAAGGUGCCUUUUUUUCAACACUUUGGCAUUUAAAGAACUUAAGCUGUCAUGGUUUAAAAUAAAAGUUUCAGCGUUUACCAAGCAUGUAUGAUGUGCUUUUGUGUUGAAACAGAAACAGCAGAUGUGUCUGAAGAUGCUUGGUCAGAGGAGGGGGAGGACUCUGAAUUCUGGGAGGGUGUCACCAAACCCAGGGGUUCAAAAUCAACGGCAUCUACAAAGGACGAUCAGGUGGGCAAAAAAGAAAAAAAAACAUCUCUCAGAUUUGGUCCAGUCUGCUUGGCUGUGCUGCUGUCAUGAACGACAAGCCAAAAAAAGUGAUUCUUUUUGGCAGGGAAGCUCAACAUGUUGGAAAAAGGCUCAAAUUGUUGGCACUCUGUUGAAACUUCAAACACUAGGUGGAGCAGUAGGUCAACUUUUUCUCAUCUUACUUCACAACUCUAACCUGUUUCUUUCUUUCUUUCUUUCUUUCUUUCUUUCUUUCUUUCUUUCUUUCCUACAGGCAUCAGAUGACGGCUUUAACUCAGUUACAGAUAAUGAAGUCACAGAUGACGGUGAGGAAGGUACGCUUUGUCACACACACACACACACACACACUCUCUCUCUCUCUCUCUCUCUCUCUCUCUCUCUCUCUCUCUCUCUCUCUCUCUCUCUCUUUCAUCAUGUAUUCAUUGACCAGAUCAUUAAUUAAGGAAAUUAGCAGAGCUACAGAUUUAUCACUUUCUUCCCAGUUGUGUAGAAUUGAACAGUUUAGAGUUCACACAGGUACCUGGUGAUAAUUUGAUUAACUAUUUUGUUGUCAUUCAUUGUUGGACUAAGCUGUUUUUCUUCCGCGAAUCAACUUCUUUCAGUAGAAAAAUUCAACUUCAAAAUCAUCACUGACCCAGCAGACCUGAUGAAAUUUGUCCAACACCUCAAAGAAAGUAACAGGAAGGUUAGUGUUGCUGAUUAUGCUGAUACUGUCUUUUGCACUUCUCCGAAUGUAUACUCAGUGACGGAUACUUUUACAGAAAGCACAAAACCAAGCUAAAAGUCAAGGAGAGAACCCAUCAAGCAACACAGUUACACAGAAGCUCAGCACAGACGAGAAAGAUGAAGAUGAUCGCCUACUUCAAGAGUUUGAGGAGGAGAUGGCCGACCUCUCAGUGCCCUCUGAUAAGAUGGAAGAAAUCAAGGAAGAAAUGCAGAAGGAGUUUGACAACAUCAUAAAUGAGGUUGACAAACAGAUCGUGUGUAUAGAAAAUCAAAAAGCAAACCUGCCACAGUGAAAUUCAGGAACAUAAUGUGGGACUUCUCUCUGUGUUUCAGGCUCAGCAGGAGUUAGAGACAGAAGGGCUCAAGGGGGAAUUUGAUCGCACUCAAGCCACACAAACACUGGAGACUACACUGGACAAACUGCUCGAUCAUUUAGAGGAGAAAGAAGUCCAGGACACCGAGCAGCAAACAGACCAAGUUCAGAGAGGCAGUGACCCGACCAGAGGCAGCCCAAGCCUGGCUCCGAAGCAGCCAGGUAACCAGGCAGACCAUCCUGCUGUGGUUGUGUGUCAUCUGUUAUCAUAUCUGUGCACUUUGCAUCCAUCAUCCUCAUGCGUCAUUCUCAUGCAGAGCUCAUGUUUGUUGUUAUAUCUUUCAUCCCAAAACAGACACGUACAUGACUUAAUCCCCCCCAAAAAAGAAUACCUUCAGAUUUGUACUUUGGGCUUUUCCAGUCAGUCAGUGGCCCUCUCCUGCUCCCAUAAAUGUAUCUUUUAGUGAUUUUGAGUAAAUUAAAUAAAAAAUGCCGAAAUAAUUCAGUAAUUGAAGUGUUUAACAGUGAUCAAAUGUUGAAUGUUUUAAAUGAUUUAUUACUGGCUCCUUCCUCCUCCAUCUUGUGGCUCUGCUGACAGCUCUUGAGGUGAACUGUGUUGUUUGUCCCCUCUUUUGUCUCGUCACCCCAGACCAAGCGGCUGACGACCAUGUUAAGAUCAAAAUUACUAAGUAUAAGACGGGCAGCAGCCCUGAUGGGGAGGUCAAAGUUCAGGAGAUGGGCGAAGGAGACCCGCAGUGGCAGCACAUAAAGGACGUGGUAAAAGAACAGCUAGAGAAAGCAGGACUGAAGGCAGAAGGUACGAGGGGGGAGUGCCCAAAACACUCAUGGCCUUUUCUCUCUUCCAUCUGUAAUCUUGAGCCUUUUCCUCCUCUCAUCUCCGUCAAAAAUAAACACCACUGUCAGUCUAAGAUUUUUAGGGUUUAGCACAAAAUUAGUACCUGAUAUGAGUGGUUGCAAACAAUUUUUUAAGCUGCAAGCAAUCAACCAAAAUAUGUAUUCAAACAUUUGUGUGGCUCUUGACUAUUAUUUUUUCUUCAACGUAACUGUCACAGUCAUGAGGGCAAAACACCCCAGACAGCAAUUUAACUGUAGCUUAUCUUAAAGACUAAGGGACAUGAAAAGUGUGUGAUCCGUGGGUGUCCUUUCCUUUCCAUCCACUGUUGUGUUUUUUUUUCCAUCAUCAGAAUGUUCAUUUUUUGUGUGUGUUAGUGUGUGUCUUGUCGUACUAUUGAGAAUCCAGUAAGCUCAUGUUUAACCAUCAAGCCCGUCUUUUCUCCUGCGUUUUUUCUUCAGGUAAAAUCGAGGUGAAGAUCUUGACUAGAAAAAAUGCAGAGGAGGCAGGUGAUCAGUGGCUAACCGAAGAAGAUACAAAGUCCUUCAGAGAGCUCCUCAUAAAUCUCCUGGUAAUUUAAGAGUUGAUUAUGAUUCUUUAUUGGAUUCACUUGCAGCCUUUGAGUUAGAGUCAUAUUGUGUCUGUCUUUAAGUGUGUAAUGUGUGUGUAGUUUUCUAUUUGAACAUAUUUGCCCACCUGUUUUUUAAAAAAUUGUCAUCACACAUGUAUGGCACUGAUUUAGUCUGUAGUGGACCUUCUAUAGACUUGUGUUUUCUUAUUUUCAACAUUUUACGGUAAGCACUACAAAUUUGGACAGCUUAGAGACUUCAAGCAAUAGUCAAACAUUACUUAAAAUAUGUUCAGUUUUUCUAAAGCUUAAGAUGAAUGCCAAAGUUGAACGACUUACACGUACAAAACAAUUCAACUCUAAAAUUUUACAGAUGUUUCCUUUUUUAAAAUAGGAAUUUUCCAGUUAUACAACAGGGGAAUAGAGAAGGAAAAACAGUCAUACAAACAACCUCCACAGGAAUAACUAUACUAGGCUUACAGAGCAGCAUAGUGGCAGAUGUACAUUUGAGAACAUAUUCAACACAAGCAAGAUCUAUAAAUAGAAGGAAACAACAUCAGUAAGUGCCAAAAAAGUGCUAUAAGUGAUAUUGGGCUAAGUGUUGUCAGGCAGUAAUUAAGGAAAUAUAUAUAUAAAUAAAUAUAUAUAUAUAUAUCCACCAUCAACCAAAGUGAAUCAUCAACCAAAUAAUGUUAUAAUGACCCUGUCGUUAUUGUUACCAUCUAUCAUCAUCAUCAUCAUGAUUAUCAUCAUCAGGUGCACCAAGUGCAAUAUUGUUCACAAAGAGCUAGGCAAAGUGUCUCAAAGUAGACAGGGACAUUUGUUUCAGUCAUUCUACCACUGAGGACGACAGAGGAGAAGAGCUGGGCUCAAGUGCAUAGGUGUUCUCUAAAGAGCUGAGUCUUGAGUUUUUUUCAUAAAAAGUAGAGAGGGACUUUGGAGGUUGGUUAUUCAUUUCAACACUGGGGGAAGAGUCUGGCUAGUUGUGAUGGGAACACCGGGCACCUUUCAUCAGGGCUGCUGUCGGGAGCCAAUGGUGAGAGAUGAACAGUGAAGUGAUAUGUGUUGUUUUGGGUUGAUUGAAAACCAGAAGUACUGCUGCAUUUUGGAUCAUCUGCAGUCUCUGAUAUUAUGAGAGCCUUUACAAAAGCUGUGUUAUGUGCUCUGUCAGGUAACCAAGCAACUGAGGUGACAUGGACAAAGAUUAGUUGGUCAUCAAUCAUGACACCCAGAUGCCGAGCAGACUUAGUGGGCACAAGUUCAUUUGACCCAAGCUGGAUAUACUGAUCUGUGGUUGUAUAUAGAGAGUGGCUGGAAUGAAAAGAAGGCUGUAGGUGGUGUUCCUUCAUCCAUUUAGAAAAAGCCCUGAGGCAUGAUGAGAUCAGGCCUGAGACAGUUGUGCCAUCUGGAGGGAAUGACAGGAAGAGCUUUUAUCAUCUGCAUAGCAAUGAUAUGAGAAUCCAUGACAUUGGAUUAUUACACUGAGUGAGAUUGUGUACAGUGAGAAAAGCAGGGGACCGAGCACUGGCCCUUGAGGAACCCCUGUUGAACUUCUCCUCUCCAUGAUACAAUAAAAGGACACAAACAACUCGGGGGCAGAUCCAGAGAUACCUAGUUCCAAGAGUGUGGAGAGGAGGAUUUGGUGGUUCACUGUAUCAAACGCAGUAGACAGAUCCGGGACUGACAGGCAGCUUUCGCCAAACGCAGCAAUUCUGAUACCAACAACAGAGCCUUUUCAGCAGAAUGACCCCGCCUAAAACCAGACUGUUAGGGGCCAAACAGGUUGCUGUUGUGUUUCAGAAACCUGAACAAACACUAUGCGCACAAGAAUUUUCUCAAGGAAAGGCAGAAGUGAAACUGGUCUGUAAUUAUCCACCUGGACGUGGAUGUGUGGAUGUCUUAAGCAGCAGGGUGACCUGAGCUUGCUUAAAUGCUGUGGGUAAAAUCCCAGAUGACACUGAUUAGUUAAUAAUGUGGGUAAUUGCAGGGUUGAGUGUGGACAGAAUGGUAAGCAAAAGGACCUUUGGGAUUGAGUCCAGUGAAAAGGUUGGGUGCCUUGAGUCAAGCAGAAGCCUAGAGAUUUCCUCUCAGUGGAGUAAAUGAACUCAGUAAAGUACCACUAGUCAGAGGCUGAAAGCAGAGCUGGUCAGGCCCUGAAAAUCGGUUAUUGAUGGUAAACACUUUGUCAGUGAAAUGUGAGGCAAACAUGUCUGGAGUCUGCAGGUUUGAAGGAUUAGGAGCAGGUAAUAGAGGAGAGAAUUAAAUGCCACAAACAGGCUUCUUAAAUCUGUGGCAGCACUGUGAUCUUCGCAGAUUUAAAAAAUAUAGCAAAUUUAACCAAGUCACAUAACCACUUAGAUUUUUGCCACUUUCUCUCUGAUGUGGAAUAUUCCCCUGUGACACUUAUAAAGGAAUAUCUUAUAUCUUAUGUCCUGGGCCCUAUUAUUAGCUCUUAAAAAACCUCACUGAGCCAGGGGACUGGGUAUGUGUGGAGCAAGAUGGGCAAGUUGUGGGAAGUCAACAAGGGAGUGAAUAAAUAAAUGAUCUGACUAGUGAAGUGGGGAUACAGUCACUUUUGCUGAGUGACAUGAAGUCAGUCUCUUGACUUUUGCCAGUGUGAGGAUGUUCACGUGUACCAUGACAAUUGGUGGUGUGCCAUCGUCAGGAAUGUCAGAGAGUAACAUGUCCAGUUCCACAACAAAGCUAUCUAGAUGUCCCCCAGGUGGGCAGCGGACAACAACAAUGUAUGCAUUGGUAGGCAUAGUGAUUUUGAGAGCAUGGUAUUGGAAAGAAAUAUUUUCACCCAUUGGGAAGGAUUUAUUGACUUUCCAGUUCUUGGAAAUCAGUACAUCUGUGCCAACUCCUCAUCCAGUAGAGCAAGGAGUGUAUGUAAACACAGUGUCAACAGAGAAGACCGCUGGUGAAGCAGUGUUUUCAUGGCACACCCAGAGCUAGGACCUAUUAAUCAUGUGACUUUGUGGAACCAUUUAUAAAUUCAGUUUUUUUUAACUGUAUGUCACACAAGACAGAAAUUCUUCCUGUGUGGGUGAUUACAGUCAAGAGCAUUAUGUACAAACUUACUCACCCAAUUACAGGAUAUGUUGGGAUUUAGGUGGCUUACCUUGGGUAACCACAAGCUCACUGCACUCUUACUUGUUUGACAUUGCUUCAUUGUGAGUGUGUCUGGGUGAAGAUGUUUUGUCAUUGGCAUGUGCCCCAUCAGCAUGUGAACUGCUGCAGGCGUAAUUAGUUCUUUUUGGAAAAACUUUAAGUUGUUUUCAUGCCAAAUAAACUUUGGUUAAUUGUUGUUUUUGACUUCACCAUUUUUUCUCUUAAACAUCACAGACUGGAGGCACAGAAGAGGUUUACAAAGAGCAGAAGAGGCAGCAGGAGUUGGAGAACAACUAUAGGUUUGUGUGGGGAGAGUCUCAGGAGGAGUCUCAGUCAUCCAGUACCUCUGACUCAGAUGAUGUGGACAUUUGAGCUUGUUCAGUGCACCCUCUGAGACAAUGAACUCCUGUGGAGGAAAGCACUCUGAAGGGCAGCCUCAAAUUUGAAUGGAGAGCCCACAUGUUGCAAAUACUGCUAUUAAACUUAGCAGAGAAUAUUUAAUCACAUCUUUGCACAUUUGGAAAAUGUGUCUGUCUGUCUUUAAUGGGCAAUGUGUGUUGUUAGGAGGCACCCGUUACAGUUCAUGUUGCACAAUGAUGCUGCAACAUGUGAGCUUCACUUGAGCUGUUAUAUUCAGUCUUGCUUUUCCCCUUUUUGAUGGGACUCAGUUUUGAUAGAGGGCUGGAAAAACCCAGUAAUGUACAAUAUUGAAAUAUGUACCUUUUUAGAAAUAUUUCAGGAUUUUUUUCUAACUAUUUGCAUCUAGUUCUGAGUUUUCAGCAACACUUAUACUGUUGCUUCUAUCCAUCCUGAAAAAAAUCCCAUCUUCAAGUGACAAGACCAGACAUUGCUCGGAUCCCAACAAAAAGUGUGGGUGUUUUCACAGGUUAUCAAUGCUUAGCUGAGAAUGUGUCCAGAUAUGAAAAAUCAAAGCACGUGUUCUUAUUUUAAAGGUUCAUAUUUCAGUUUUCAGCUAUUUUUCUCACUUGCUUUACUAACAGCUAACAGGACUGCGGAUCCUCAAAGUGUACAAGUAUUUGCUUAUGCACUUAAUAUUUUUAGAGGCCUAUCCACAAACUCAUAAUUUAUUCAUGAGCUCCUUUAAUUAGUGGCUUCCUUCUGAGUUGCCAUGUGUUGUUAAAGGGAGUAUACAAACACAUCUGAAGGGCAUAGGGAGAGCAAUAUUUAAGAGAAGAUUUUUUUUUUUUCUGACAAGGACUGCCUUUAUUUAAUUUAUAUGGCUUUGGCUAGGAAAAAGGAAAGCAAACAAAGCUUCAAUUUCAGUCAGCUGUGGUAAACAAAAAUGACAGAUCCACAAAAAAAAAAACAACAAAAAAAAACAACGGGAUUCCUCCUGCAGUGUACUUUUAAGGGCUGAAUUUGUAUAGUUUUGUGAAUAAUUGUGACUGCUUGGAACUUAAUUUGUAUAUAAUUACUGUGUGAAUAAUUUGUUGUAUAUUUGCACAAGCUAAGUAGGGUUUGAGUUAUCUGAGUAAACACAUUCAGUUUUCUGACUGUU